Molecule: messenger RNA, 1537 nt
Organism: Cyprinodon tularosa
Lineage: Eukaryota; Metazoa; Chordata; Actinopteri; Cyprinodontiformes; Cyprinodontidae
Product: stonustoxin subunit alpha-like
Exons: 2
Coding region: 269-1537 (422 amino acids)
Source: RefSeq, a predicted model, not a curated record
AGCAGUCUAAGCCAUGGAUGGGGAAUCCUGCAGAGCUGUGGAAGUGGCGGCACUUGGCCGACCAUUUGGGCUUGGAAUGCUAUAUGACUGCCGCACUGAUUUGCUGGUCCCUGGAAUCACCCUUUGGGACCAAAAUGACAUAAUGGAAAAUACAAAUGAGAGGCCAUGGAGCUACAAUAAAUUUGAAAUAAUUGCAUCUGAAUCAGAUGAAAAAAAAUUCUCAGUUUUAGAUGUUAGUGGUUAACUGCAGUUAAGCUUUUCGAGUGGAAUGGUUGAAGUUGGAGGAUCUGGAAAUUAUCUGAAGGAUAACAAGACUUCCAAAAAUCAGGCCAGAGUAACACUGACAUAUCUGGCCAACACAAAAGUCCAAGAGCUCUCUAUAAAACAUCUUAAUGAAGUUUUAAAUCAUUCUGAAGUGUUUGAACAAGGCGUAGCAACACAUGUAGUGACAGCCAUCCUCUUUGGAGCCCAAGCCUUCUUUGUGUUUGACCGUGAGGUAUCCGAAGAUGAAAAUAUAGAAGACAUCAAGGGUGACUUCCAAUUAUCCAUCAAGAGUAAAGACAAAAUCUCUGUAAAUGGGGAGGCUUCUGUGAGGAAAAAUGAUACAGACAGAAAAUUGGAAAAUAAAUUUUCCUGUACAUUUUAUGGAGACUUUAUGCUCCAGAAAACUCCCUUGACCUUUCAGGAGGCCAUGCAGUUGUAUCAGAAUCUACCAGAACUACUGGGGCCCAACGGAGAGCAUGCUGUUCCGUUAAAGGUCUGGAUGAUGCCUCUGUCUAUUUUACAUCCUUCAGCUGCUAAACUGGCCCGUCAAGUGAGUGCUGCAUUAGUACAAGAAGCACAAAGGGUCCUUGAAGACUUCAAUCAGCUGGAAGUGAGGUGUAAUGAUGCCAUCAAAGCCACAGCUGAGAAGUUCCCACAGAAUAGUCAAAUCCUGAAGCACUUUAAAGACAUGUGCUCUGAUCUAAAACUAGAGCUCCAACAAGAUCUAGCAAAGAUGCUUCCUUUGAUCCGAGGAGGAGCAGAAGAGGAGGCAGUGUUGGCAGAUAUCCUGAAAAAGAGACAUUCUUCUCCUUUCAGCAACAAAAGGCUGAACCAGUGGAUGGAGUUUAAAGAGAAAGAGAGCUGUUUCCUGAAAGCUUUGAUCAGCAUGAUGAAGAACGCAAAGAUCCUGCCAUUUCCAAACCAACUGUAUGAAGAAAGUCUGAGUGCAGAGCAUGUUUUCUGUUUUGUCUUUACCUCCGUUGGUGAUGAUGAACCAUUCCUCUCAGCUUUCGAAAAACACAUAAAAGGAACCAAAACUGAUGGUGCUUACCCAGAAAAGGACCAUUGGUUAACAACGGAAAUAGAAGAUAAGAUGAAGAGAAAUGCUAAAUACUUCAGGGAUUUUGCAGAGCGCAGAAAGGAGGAAAAAAAUGUGAAGUUUGUGGCGGUGGCUUUAAAAGAUGAUGAGUACAGCAAGGAAGGUUCAACCAUCUACCAUUAUAGAAAUGGCAUCUGUGAGAAUAAGUGCUAUUGGGAAGACUCGGAUCAGUAA